AUGCUACAGACAAUACAGGACAAAUUAGAUGAACAAGCACGACAAUUCACUGGUGUACCAAGCAAUCAACCAAUACGUACUCUUCUUUUACUUGGUCCAUCUCGUGCAGGUAAAUCAACAAUCAGUCAAAUUCUUCGUAAUAGUCGGUAUGAGCCAUCCGAACCCAAACUCUAUUCUGCUACGAGGGAACCUGAGCAUCACUCUGUUGGUAGUCUACAAAUAAUUGAUAUGCCUGGCUUUUGUGACACUCAACCUCAAUCGAGCGACUUCAAAUUGUCCAACAAAAAGAUCUUAUCUAUGCUGGAACCAGAAUUAGACGAAGCAGAUCUAGUUGCCUUUGUCUUCAGUUUAGCGAAUGGCAUUGACGAAGCUGCCGUAGAGUCGAUGCGUCUCUUUCAAUCAAAAUUUCCUCGAUUUACGAAGAAAGUAAUGUUGGUCAUAACACAUGCUGAAGAAAUGGGCGAGGAUCAAAAGCAUCAAUUAGUUGAAGACUUUUUUGGCCAUCAGAAAGUUAUCAAGUACCGUUUGAGAGAAUUCUUUCAGCAAGGAGUUCAUUUUCUUGGUUCAAUUCGAUACGAAUCCAUUCAACCGACAAAUUCUACUGCAAUCUUUCGAGAACAUGGAAAUGUUUUGCAAAUGCGACAACAAUUCAUAGAUAAAUGCUUUCAAGCAAGGAUUUUUAACAGAAGAUAUCCAACACGUUCAACAUAUUCAAUCAAAACACUUGUCUUCAUGUUCAUAUUAUUCGGGAUUAUUGCGGUCAUCUCAACUAUAUAUCUGACUAAAAUAUGGAAAGGUUCAAUAUCAAUUAAAAAAACACCCGCCUGCAGUUCAAACACGAAAAGCACGGAAACCAUACCAAAUGAAUGGUUUGACGAAAUGCAAACUAAGUUUCAGCAGACAUUAGAAGAAAAUUUAAAGAUUGCCGACGAACGAUUUAAGAAUGCGGAAGAUCGAUUGAAAAAUGCAGAAGAACGAUUCAAAACUGCGGAAGAACGAUUCAAGAAUGCUGAAGAACGAUUCAAGGAUGCUGAAGAACGAUUCAAGAGUUCUGAAGAUCGACUUCAAAAUGCCGAAGAAAGAUUUAAGAAUUCUGAAGAACGAUUCAAUAGUACCCAACAAAUCAUUAAUCAAUGGCUGUCAAAUAACACUUGCUCACGAAAUAUACCUAAAGUUACUGACAAGGAUGAGGGGAAGGAAGAAAAUUCGAUAGAGGAACCAAGUAAUACCAAACAGGAAGAUUCGGUGGGAAAUAAAUCUGAAGAAGGUUGGCUUGAUCGGAUUAUAAAGUUUUUAGAAUACUAA
Messenger RNA from Adineta ricciae, 1305 nucleotides. The record is from the annotation of a GenBank genome assembly. NCBI's taxonomy places the organism in Eukaryota, Metazoa, Rotifera, Eurotatoria, Adinetida, Adinetidae.